Molecule: messenger RNA, 9686 nt
Organism: Petromyzon marinus (sea lamprey)
Lineage: Eukaryota; Metazoa; Chordata; Hyperoartia; Petromyzontiformes; Petromyzontidae
Source: RefSeq, a predicted model, not a curated record
UAUGCUGGUGCGUGUGUGUGCCUGCUGGUGCGUGUGCAUUCGUGCGUGCUGCUGGUGCGUGGCGGUGCGAGCGAGCAGGAGUGGAUCCAGCAGAACGGCGUGCUGUCCAUCGUGCUGCGGGACAGCCUGCACCAGCCGCAGUACGUGGAGAAGCUGGAGAAGAUCCUGCGCUUCGUCAUCAAGGAGAAGGCGCUCACCCUGCAGGACCUCGACAAUAUCUGGGCCGCACAGGCCGGCAAGCACGAGGCGAUUGUGAAGAAUGUCCACGACCUCCUCGCCAAACUCGCCUGGGACUUCUCCCCCGAGCAGCUCGACCACCUCUUUGACUGCUUUAAGGCGAGCUGGACCAACGCUAGCAAGAAGCAGCGCGAGAAGCUGCUGGAGCUGAUCCGGCGGCUGGCGGAGGACGACAAGGACGGGGUGAUGGCCCACAAGGUGCUGAGCCUGCUGUGGAACCUGGCACACAGCGACGACGUCCCCGUCGACAUCAUGGACCAGGCGCUGAGCGCGCACAUCAAGAUCCUGGACUACAGCUGCUCGCAGGACCGUGACUCCCAGAAGAUGCAGUGGAUCGACCGCUUCAUCGAGGAGCUGCGUAACGACAAGUGGGUCAUCCCCGCACUCAAGCAGAUCAAGGAGAUCUGCAGCCUGUUCGGAGAAGCCCCACAGAACGUCAGCCAAAUGCAGCGUAACCCCCACGUGUUCUACCGGCACGACCUCAUCAACCAACUGCAGCAGAACCACAUGCUGGUGACGCUGGUGGCGGAGAACCUCGCCGCCUACAUGGAUGUCAUGAAGCAGUAUGCCAAGGAGCAUCCGGAGUACGACCCGCUGAGUGUGCGUCCCGGCAGCCGAUACAGCCACGUGCAGGAGGUGCAGGAGCGGCUCGCCUUCCUCAGGUUCCUGCUGAAGGACGGGCAGCUGUGGCUUUGCUCUCCGCAAGCGAAGCAGAUCUGGCGCUGCCUGGCCGAGAGCGCUGUCUACCUGUGCGACCGGGAGGCCUGCUUUAGGUGGUUCUCCAAGCUGAUGGGCGACGAGCCCGACCUGGACCCCGACAUCAACAAGGAGUUCUUCGAGAGCAACGUCCUGCAGCUGGACCCCUCGCUGCUCACCGAGAACGGCAUGAAGUGCUUCGAGAGGUUCUUCAAGGCGGUGAACUCUCGGGAGGGGAAACUGGUUGCUAAGCGACGCACGUACAUGAUGGAUGACCUGGAGCUCAUCGGCCUUGACUACCUGUGGAGGCUGGUGAUCCACGGCAGCGACGACAUCGCAAACCGUGCCAUCGACCUCCUGAAGGAGAUCUACACCAACCUGGGGCCCCGGCUUCAGACGAGCCAGGUGGAGAUCCACGAGGACUUUGUGCAGUCGUGCUUCGACCGGCUGCGUGCGUCGUACGACACGCUGUGCGUGCUGGACGGCGACAAGGACGGCGUGAACGGUGCACGCCAGGAGGCGGUGCGCAUGGUGCGCGUGCUCACCGUGCUGCGGGAGUACGUCACCGAGUGCGACGGAGACUACCACGAGGAGAGGACUAUCCUGCCCAUGGCCCGGGCGUUCCGAGGGAAGCACGUGUCGCUGGUGGUGCGGUUCCCGAGCCAGGCGAGGCAGGUGGAGGACCUGGACGUGUGGUCCCACACCAACGACUCGGUGGGGUCGGUGCGGCGCUACAUCCUGUCGCGCGUCAAGGGCAACAGCGCGCACACCAAGGUGGAGUUAUACAUCAAUGGGGAGCUGGUGGACCCCAGCGAGGACCGCAAGCUCAUUGGCCAGCUCAACCUCAAGGACAAGACGCUGAUGACGGCGAAGCUGACGCAGGCGAGUGGCAACAUGCCCUCCAGCCCGGACUCCUCCUCCGACUCCUCCACGGGCUCGCCCAGCAACCACGGCAACCGUUUCAGCGACGGACCCAACGUCGAAGCCGAGAAAUGCCUGCCGGGCGUGAUCAUGUCCAUGCAGCCGCAGUACGUGAGCUUCCUGUGGCAGAUCGCGGACAUGGGCAGCUCGCUGUGCAUGCCCACGCUGCGCGACGGAGCCCGCACACUCAUGAAGCUCAUGCCAGCCGACAACAAGACUGUGGAGCAGCUGCGUGCCCUGUGCCUGGACCGCGCGAAGCUGGGCGAGGACAGUCGUGGGCCCUCCCUGGAGUCGCUCUUCUUCGCGCCCAGCUGCUCGCGGGUGCUCUACCUGGCGGAGGUGGUCUACGCGUUGCUCAUGCCGGCCAACGCCCCCCUCGGUGAGGAGGCCACCGAGUUCCAGUUCAACUUCUGCCGCAGCGGCGGCGUUCCCCUGGCGUUCGCCAUGCUGUCGCGCAACAACUUCCUGCCGGGGGCGGACGCGGAGACGCGCCGAGCCGCCUGCCUCACCGCCCUCAAGGUGGCCAAGCUGACGCUGGCGGCCGUCGCCUAUGGCCACGUGAGGGCCGUCGCCGAGGCGUGCCAGGCGCAGGAGCGGGCCGCGCCCACGAUUUCCCCGGCGACGCACAACCAGGCGGUGAUCCUGCAGAGUGCACUGCACCACAUCCCCAACCCGGGUGCGGAGUGCAUGCUGCGUAAUGUUGCCAUGCGCCUGGGACAGCAGAUCACGGACGAGGCGAGUAAGAACAUCCCCGACAUCUCGGUGAUCCGCGAGAUCCAGAAGAUCUGCUGGGCGGCAGGGUGCGGCUGCGUGCACCUCGUCUUCUCCAGCAGCGACGAGAUCUGCAAGAUCUACGAGAAGAACAACGCUGGCAAGGAGCCGGACGCGGAGGAUGAGCAGGUGUGCCGCGAGGCACUGGAGGUGAUCACGCUCUGCCUGGCGCUCGUGCCCUCCGGCUCGGACGUCCUCAGCAAAGAGCGCGCCUGGCAGACCUUCAUCAUCGACCUGCUGCUGCACUGCCAGAGCCGGCCGAUCAGGCAGACUGCUCAGGAGCAGUUCUUCCUGAUGGCGACCAAGUGCUGCAUGGGAAACCGGCCGAUCAUCUUCUUCAUCACUCUGCUCUUCACAGUGCUGGGGACGACGGUGCGUGAGUGCGCGCGUCAAUGCGGCGACUACUUCACGCUGCUGUGCCGGCUGCUCAACUAUGCGUCGAUCAGCAGCAUCGCCGUGCAGAACGCAGAGGUGCAGCUCAACAAUGAGAUCGAGUGGCUCAAGCGCAUCCGGGACCAGGUGAAGCUGACGGGUGAGACGGGCGUGGAGGAGCAGCUGCUGGAAGGCCACCUGGGCGUGUCGCGUGAGUUGCUCGCGUUCCAGACGCCCGACAAGAAGUUCCACAUCGGCUCUGAAAAGGGGGGAGCCAACCUGAUCAAGGAGCUGAUGGACGACUUUAUCCUGCCGGCGUCGCGAGUCUUCCUGCACCACCAGCGCAGCGGCGAGCUCCCUGCGGCCCAGGCCAUCCCGGUGUGCGGCUCGGCCUCGUCGCUCACCGCAGCCUUUGACCUGCUGGCAGCCCUGUCGGUCGGCUGUGCCGCCAACCUGCGUCUAACCGCCGACACGCUCACCGAGAUGUACUACACCGGCACGGAGCCCCUGACGGAGUGGGAGUACCUCCCCCCCGUGGGGCCGCGUCCCCCCAAGGGCUUCGUGGGGCUUAAGAACGCCGGCGCCACCUGCUACAUGAACUCCGUGAUCCAGCAGCUCUACAUGAUCCCCGCUGUGCGCCUCGGACUGCUGGCCGUCAGCACCGCUGGGGCCUCGGCCGGCACCGGCACAGCCGGCAACGCCGCCAGCGACAACGACGAGGAGCUGUCGGGGGAUGAGCGCGCUGACGCGGAGAGUAACGUGGAUGCUCGCGAGGAGACGCCGUUUGCGGGGGGCUCCGGCGGCGGCGGCGGCGGUGGAGGCGGCGGCGGUGGCGGAGGGGGGGGCGGUGUGGGGGGUGAGGAGCGCCCCCCGUCCGGGGCCCGCACCGGCGAGCGUAAGGAGUACAACAUGGGGGUGCUGCGCCAGCUCCAGGUGAUCUUCGGGCACCUGGCCGCCUCCAAGCUGCAGUACUACGUCCCCCGCGGGUUCUGGAGGCAGUUCCGGCUGUGGGGAGAGCCGGUGAACCUGCGUGAGCAGCACGACGCCCUGGAGUUCUUCAACUCGCUGGUGGAUAGCCUGGACGAGGCGCUCAAGGCCCUGGGGCACCCCCCGCUGCUCAGCAAGGUGCUGGGCGGCUCCUUCGCAGACCAGAAGAUCUGCAAGGGAUGCCCACACCGGUACCAGCGCGAGGAGUCCUUCACGACGCUGAACAUCGACAUCAGGAACCACCAGCACCUACUGGAGUCGCUGGAGCAGUACGUCAAGGGGGACCUGCUGGAGGGAGCCAACGCCUACCACUGCGAGAAGUGCAACAAGAAGGUGGACACGGUGAAGCGGCUGUGCAUCAAGAAGCUGCCGCCGGUGCUGGCCAUCCAGCUGAAGCGCUUCGACUACGACUGGGAGCGAGAGUGCGCCAUCAAGUUCAACGACUACUUCGAGUUCCCGCGGGACUUCGACAUGGAGCCCUACACGGUGGCGGGGCUGGCGCGCGUCGACGGCGAGGAGAUCCAGCCCGACCGCGAGAGCCCCACCCCGCCCCCGCUGGUGCCAGCGGCCGGCACCGCCGCGGCCGCGCCGGCGUCGUCGCCGCCCUCGGAACUCGCUGCACCGCCCGCCCCCGCCGUUUCCGCUUCCCAGCAGCAGCAGCAGCAGGGAGGCGCCGGCAACGGUGGCAUCAGCAGCCGCUACCGGCUGGUGGGCGUGCUGGUGCACAGCGGGCAGGCCAGCGGCGGGCACUACUACUCGUACAUCAUGCAGCGCGACGGCGGCGGCGGCGGCGCCGGCGCCGGCGGCGGCGGGGCCCCGAGCGGCGCCAACCGCUGGUACAAGUUUGACGACGGCGAGGUGACGGAGUGCAAGAUGGACGACGACGAGGAGAUGAAGAACCAGUGCUUCGGCGGGGAGUACAUGGGCGAGGUGUUCGACCACAUGAUGAAGCGCAUGUCCUUCCGGCGCCAGAAGCGCUGGUGGAACGCCUACAUCCUCUUCUACGAGCGCGCCGACGUGACGCACGGGGGGGCCGGCGCCGGCGGCGGAAGCGCCGGCAGCAGCGGGGACUCGGAGCUGGCACGGUUGCUGGCCGGCAUGGCGGUGGGGUGGCGCCAGCAGCAGCACCAGCAGGCGGUGGCGAUGCCGGCGGCGAUCGAGCGAGCGGUGCGCAAGCAGAACGUGCAGUUCCUGCACAACCGCAUGCAGUACAGCCCCGAGUUCUUCCACUUCAUGAAGAAGCUGCUCACCUGCAACAGUCUCUACCUGAGCCUACCGCCCGGCCAGGAGCAGCUGGUCCCCGUGGCGGAGGAGCUGGCGAUGAUCAGCGUGCAGCUUGCGGCACGCUUCCUUUUCACCACCGCCUUCCACACCAAGAAGGCCGUGCGCGGCCAGGCCAGCGAGUGGUACGACGCCCUGUGCCUGCUGCUGAGGCAUAGCCGAGCGAGCCGCCACUGGUUCGCCCACCACGCCCUCUUCCAGCAGCCCGGCCGCUUCUCCGAGUACCUCCUCGAGUGCCCCAGCACGGAGGUCCGCAGCGCCUUCGCCAAGCUGCUCGUCUUCCUCGCCCACUUCUCCCUCGCCGACGGGCCCUGCCCGGCGCCGGCGCCUCCUCCGCCUCCUCCGCCGCCUCCUCCUCCGCCUCCCCCGGCGGUGGCGCCGGCGGCGGCGCCGACCCCGCCGCUCGUCGUCGCGGCCUCCUCCGCCGUGGCCGCGACGGCCGCGGCCACGGCGGCGGCGGCGGCGGCGCAGGGUGGAGCGGCCACCAACCAGCUGUUUGACAACGCGACGCUGAGCGACCAUCUGCUCCGUGCCGUCCUCGCGCUGCUGAAGAGAGAAGUCUCCGAGCAUGGCCGCCACCUCACCCAGUACUUCCAGCUCUUCCUAAUGUACUCCAACCUGGGCUUGGCGGAGAAGACCCAGCUGCUGAAGCUGAACGUCCCGGCGACGUUCAUGCUGGUGUCCCUGGACGAGGGUCCCGGCCCCGCCAUCAAGUACCAGUACGCGGAGCUGGGCAAGCUCUACGCCGUCGUCUCCCACCUGGUGCGCUGCUGCGACGUCUCCAGCUACAGCCAGUCCUCCGUCAACGGGAACGCUCCCCUGCCGAACCCGUACGGAGAGCCCAGCCUGACGGCGCCGAUCAUGGCGCUGCAGCCGGCGGUGGCGGAGCUGCUGCUGGCGCGGCCCUCCUACGUCAAGAAGCUCAUCGAGGACUGCAACAACGCGGAGGAGACGGUGAAGCUGGUGCGCUUCUGCUGCUGGGAGAACCCCAAGUUUUCCUCCACCGUGCUCAGUGAGCUGCUCUGGCAGGUGGCCUAUUCGUACACGUAUGAGCUGAGACCCUACCUGGACCUUCUACUCCAGAUCUUGCUCAUAGAGGACUCCUGGCAGACGCACAGGAUCCACAACGCACUCAAAGGCAUCCCCGACGACCGGGACGGGCUCUUCGACACAAUCCAGCGCUCCAAGAACCACUACCAGAAGCGUGCCUACCAGUGCAUCAAGUGCAUGGUGGCCCUGUUGAGCUCCUGCCCUGUGGCCUUCCAGAUCCUGCAGGCAAACGGGGACCUCAAGCGCAAGUGGGCGUACGCCGUGGAGUGGCUGGGCGACGAGCUGGAGCGCCGGCCGUACGCCACCAACCCCCAGUACAGCUACAACAACUGGAGCCCUCCCGUGCAGAGCAACGAGACCUCCAACGGCUACUUCCUGGAGCGCUCGCACAGCGCGCGCCUCACCCUGGCCAAGGCCUGCGAGCUGUGCCCCGAAGAAGAGGCCGAGGAGCAGGAGACUGCCGAGGACCACGACUCCUCCCCUCCAGAAGAGGCCCCCCUCUACCCCUCCGGCACGGCCCCCCACUACCAGAACAACCAGGUGCAGGGCGGUGGCGGUGGUGGCGGCGGUGGUGCUACCACUCCCUACACCGGCCCCGCCGCCAACCACAUGAACAACCCCCGUGCCGCCCAGCAACCGUCGUCGCCACAGCAACCGUCGUCGCCACAGCAACCGCCGUCGGCCCAGCAACCGCCCGCAUCCACCCCCACCAGCACCGGCACCGCCCCGACGCCACACUCUCCGCCGCCGCCGCCGCCGCCGCAGCAGCAACUGCCACAACCGCAAUCGUCGUCCCAGCAACCGCAACAAGCGGCACAGCAGCAACCGGCACAGCAACAACAACCGGCGCAGCAGCAGCAGCAGCAACCGCAGCAGCAACCGCAGCAGCAGCGAGCGGCGGUGACGACGGCGACGACGGCGGCGCAGGAAGACUGGGAGGCGGAGGAGGACAGUUCCACGCAGCGACACAAGGACUAGGCGGCACGGCACGCGUGGCGCGGUGCGGCCAGGCAGGAACCGCCCCCCGCUCGCACCGCUCCCUCGCCCGCCCGCUCGUCCGCUCGUCCGCCCGCCCGCUCUUACGCUCGCCCGCUCGGAUCGUUAGCGCAGGGUGAACCCACUGCAGCGCCCCUCCCUUCCCCCCCCACCUCUGCCUGUCGCUCGCCGUGUCCCACCCCGCGUGUUGGUUUUGUUGUUGGGCGGUUUAUCGGCAACGGCGGUGGAGGCAGGCAGCCGUGUGAUUGGCUGCCUCCCCAUCCCCCCCGCUCCCCCCCCACCCCAGCUACGGGUUACGUGACCGCGAUCGCCGACCAAUCGUUGGGUGGAUUCUCGGUGGCGGUGGUCGUGGCCCAGUUUUUUUCCCACCGCCGCGGUUUAAAUCGACCGGAGGAGGUGGCUGCAUGGUGGGUGCCCCCCUCCCUCCCCCACUCCCCUGCCCCCCCCCCCCCGCUCCCCCCCCACGGCACGGCGUGUGUCGGCACGGUGGCGCGGUGGCGGAACGGACGACGUUUGGCUGGGAAGUUUUGGGUGUUGUGUGUUUGCGUGCGUGGGUGGGUGGGUGGGGUGUGUUGCUGGGGGGGGCCGGCAUGAAUUUGGGGGGGGGGGGCGACUCCGCUAAUGUCAAGGAGAUGAGCGGAGAGGGAUCCCAACGCUCUCUCUCACGUCGCCAUCGUCGUUGUUUAUAAUUCGCCGUUUAUUUUUUUGCCGUCGUCACCGUUGUUCAUCCCCCCUCUCCAACCACCACCAUCGCUGUCCUCCACCUUCCCCACCGUGCAGGCUGGGCGGUGAUUCUCUGUGUACAGCGCCCCCCCCCCCGUGUGCCGGAUGUAUAUAGUGUACCCUACGUUCGCGUGUUUGGCUCGCCCCUCGGCUGGAGACGCCCGCACCACCCACCCACCCCCCGUCUCACCGAUAUUCAUCUCCAUCAUCGGAGAGACCUCAACCUCAAAUCUGCUCCCCGCCAAGCUCAACCUCCUCCUCAAGGUCCUUGCCUCCAUCCGUCUCUCCCAAGUCCCCCCCCCCCCCCCCCCCCCCCACGUGAUGCACCGCCUCCGCCACAGUUUGGCACUCGCGCCCCUCCCGCUGUGUCUCCCAGAGCUCACGAACGCGCGACCGCUGUCACAUCGGCGGUGUUUACUACAGCCUCACGUUACAUGUCAUCUGGGCGGACGGACAGACGCGUGGAUGGGUCUGGUUGACGGGCGGGCGGGCGGGCCGGGCGGAUGGAGAGAGGAGGAGACGGGCGGAGAGAGAGGCGAGGGUUGAGGCGUGGGCGGCUCGGAGCGAGCUGUGGCCCUCGAGGGAGUUAUGGGGCGAGGGUGAUGCGGGCGAGAUGGAGGGGUUCACGGUGAGAUGGGAUAUCGAGGGUGAGGAAGACGUGGGGGGUGGGGUGAGCGGACAGGGUGAGGCGCUGCGCCACGAACCCCGCGGAGAACCCGAGUUUGAUUCCCGCUCGCCGCCACCAUCACCGGCGACGGUGAUUGCCCGAAUCGGUGCUGGCCCUCUCCUAGGUCGACUCGGCCUCCUCAAACGAGUACCCGUGCGCGGUGUGUGGUAAACAUCGCCACUGGGGAGACAAAGGCGGCCGGGCGUGGUGCUGGCCACCCACCCCCUCGUCUGCCACAGUGCCGGCCUUCACAAGUGCUCGCAAACGGCGCUUGCCCUUACAGUCUGUUACAGGCUGCAGGGGUGGGAUCUUUGAGGGAGCUUGAGGUUAGUUGAAGAUACGUGGGGUGGGUCCAAGAUGGGCUGAGAAGGAAGGGGGGGAGUGAGACACUCGAUGUCGUCGGGGCGAGGUGGAGGUCGGGGCGUGUGAGAUGGGGAGCCAGAGUGGGUUAAGCGGGGUCCGAGGAGGAGGGUGUGGAGGGUGAGGAGGAGUGGGGGGGGGGCAGUGCUCGUGGUGAUGCGGGGGGGUGGGGGGCUGCUCGGCCAAUUAAAUGCGUUGCAUGAUUUUUUCGGGAAAAAAUGCGGAGGCAUUUUAAGUAAGUAAAAAAAAAAGUGCGCUUAUUAAUUAUAAUUACUAUCGAUAUUAUCGUUAUUAUUAUUACCGUGUUGGUGUGGGGGAGCGGGGGGGGGGGGCGCGCACGGGCGGAGGCAGCCGAGCGACGCGGGCGCCACGUGAGCGGAGUCGCAGCAAGCGGCAAACAAACUCCGACAACAAAACCAACCACCGCCGCCACCACCGCAGCGCCAACAACACCAUCACCACCACCGCCAGCCAGCCAGCCAGCCACGCACCACCGCGUCUCGUAUGUUUGCACAUAUUAUGCCGAGAGUUAAUAUUUCGUUUGGCGUAUUGGCCGCAUAAAAAAAAGAGACAUGUUUUGAGACCGAGGGGUAAAAAAAAGAAAAAAAAGAGUGAUUUAAACGUU